This is a messenger RNA of Paramuricea clavata, 5864 nucleotides long. The record is from the annotation of a GenBank genome assembly. NCBI's taxonomy places the organism in Eukaryota, Metazoa, Cnidaria, Anthozoa, Malacalcyonacea, Plexauridae.
CCCCUGAAAUAGCAAAUCAAAUAUGGUUGACAAUGCAGUUGUUUUUGAUGGAAUAAGUAAAGCUGGAGCCUUAACAAGUUGUUUUAUUUUAGCUAUAUCAUACAUUCUAGUAUUUUAUAUCAAGAAAUCACCAUAUCACCGGUAUGUGAGUAAAAAAUGGUUACAGAAAACUAGAAAAAUCCUCAGACAAGUGACAGUCUUAAUAGUGCCUUCUCAAAUCAGCUCUAGAGGACAGACGGUGAGGGGCAAACCCUGGCUUUUUAGGGACGCAGCCAUUGCUUGCCCAAGGCACGUGAUAGAGACUUGCAGACGUCUGACUCCUUGUCCAUGUGGCCAUGCCUUUGAUGUCAUUGUAACUGGCCACCAUGUCACUGCAGAAUAGAGACACAUAGAAGGUUGACUCAGCCACAAAAGCAUAACUGCCACCACACCAUGUUUUCGUCAUCAAAUGCUAAUGCCAUUGUCCUAGCCAGUGCACUUAUGAGAAACAUCCCCCCCCCUGGAUGUCUGCCAGUUUGGAAUAUUAUCAGGGGGCGAAUGCCUCUAACAAGGGCACUGGCUAGACCAUGGUGUCAUCAUUUUGAUGACGAAUUAUGGUUACACCAAAGUCAUAGGAAAAACCAAGUCUGGCUUCUGUACAGUCUGUAUUAGUCUCUAUUCUGUGAUCAUAUCCUAGCCAAUGCAGUAAGUAGAGGCUGUCACCCCCCUGAAAACAUUAAAAAUAGCUGGCUUGGCAUUGACAUUUCAGGGGUUGAACACCUCUUGUAAGUGCACUUGCUAGGCCACAUGGCAACAUUUCAUUACUUUCAUAUUGUAGCAUUUAUUUUGCUUUUAUAGUGACCAUCCUGAAACAAUCAAGUUGAGAUGCAUCCGAGCUGUAGGCUUUUGCAUAGUAGCCCCAUUCUUUAUUCAACUGUUAUCCCAAACAUCACAAGAAGUAAUAUUUUCUUUUGCAAUAUAAAUUAUAAAACAAUCUAUUAUGUGUUCAAAUAAUAAUCAGCUGUCGAUCCCCACCCAAUAAUUAUUAUUUAUAAAUAUUGUAAUUUAAUUGUUUAUUGUAGUGAUUGACCAAUAAUCGGUAUUGGUACCAGCAUCGGGCCGAAUUUUGCCUUCUCAGUAGACAAUCAGUAGAAUGAUCUAUAAUUCUGAUUGUUGAGAAAAUGUGACCGUAAAAAUUAUAUGCAUUGCAUCAUUGAUAUAUGUUGCAUUUUAAUGCAAUAUGUUAAAUUAAUGUGUGAAGCAUAGAAUAAAGAUCCAUAUAGAAGGGCCACUUACGUCGGAAGCUUUGAAGUUUCUGUCCUCGCGCAUGUCGCAUUACGCAUGUUGGCCGCCAUUUUCCUAGCCAGUCAAUGACAUUUUCUGGCCAAUAAACACGCUGUACUGGCUGGCUGCUCCGCCUUCUGGCCAGUAAACUGCAUAUUUUUGCAUAAAAAAACGCGGACACGUUGCACCGCUGAGUGGCCCUUCUGUUACUGAUCUUUAUUCUGUGGUGUGAAGCAUGCCAUUUAUUAAACGGUUUUAACAAUCUUUGGUUGCAGUAAAAUGCUACGUUGGAAAUUAUCGUUAAAAAAUUGACAUGAAUUAUGUCACCUUUACUUGGUCGACUGAUAUUAUAACGUCAUAAAAUCGGUAUUGGCAUCUGGCAGAUUGUGGCAUGAAUAAUCGAUAAUCGGUCAAUCACUAGUUUAUUGAGUAUUGAGAGUGCCUGGCAUAAUUAAAUUAACCAAUGACUAAUUCUGUAUAGGGUGUGUCUGUCUGCCAUUGGCUUGGGAUUCAUCUUGACAAUGUAGUACUUGCAGCUGUACUUCCUCUUCUCUUGACCAUGGUAGCUUAUGUAUUUUGUAAUAAACUAAUUUCUCAGUUUGUACACAAAAAUCAUUUAGUCAUUGCAGUUGCUGUAGUCCCUUUGUACAUGUUCCUAGACACUUUUUACUGGUCCGUUAACCAUGAUGUUUUUGGCAAGAGAAUUACCAUUCAUGUCAGGUUGGGCAGCAUAACAAUUAAAAUCACUUUAUUAAUAACUGUUAUUAAAAUAAACCAAUUUUGUUAUAGCCAUAUCUUGUUUAUCUAUUGUUACUUAAGUGGAGAAAACCUGUAGUGUUUGAUAGGGUCAUUGACAAACUGGAAACAGUUUUCACAGAUAAACAUGCAUGCAAAUGAGGAGAAAUUAUAAUUGAAAAACUGCAUAUUACAGAAAUAUAACCCCAGUUGCAGACUUAGGUGAAUGGCAGCGAGAUGGUAAGGGCUGCCGAGAGGUUGUGUGGGAAAAACUUUCCCGGGGGAGGAGAGCGGUGUGCUGCUUUGGGGCCCUUUUUGCGCUGGGGGCCCUCUGCCCCCUCUCGGCAGGCCUGAAUGGUACAGUACACUGACAAGUACCAUAAUUAUCAGCUGUUACAGUUAACACAAGACGUGAUUUUGUUGUCAAAUUAUUUCAAUAGUAAAAGUUUACUGUCUUGAAUGUAGGAUUUUCUCUUUCUAUGAACAUGAUCAUCGUAAGAAAUUUUAUUGUUGUAAGUGCUUAUAUUUGAUCUUCCAACUGUCUCAAUUUGUGUUCAUUUGAACCUAUUUGCAGUGUAAGAGGCAUCUCCUGUUUUCUGUUUAGGCUCCAUUGACAGAGGAAUUAAUAUACAGAGCUUGUAUGAUUCCAUUACUCGUGCCAUCGAUGGGUUUAGUUGGGGCAGUUUUUAUAUGCCCUCUUUUGUUUGGAGUAGGUCAGUAACAAAAGAAUCUAUUUCAUAUUUCUCAAAUUCACAAUUCAUGAACAAAACACGAAGCGUUUUCUCUUUAGCUCAUUUUCACCAUGCUAUUGAACGACUACAGGCCAGGGAAAACGUACUGAAUGUUUGUUUAGGAACACGUAAGUCAAAGACAAUUGUUUAAUUGUUAAUUAGUCGCUUCCCACUAAUUAGCCCUAUUCACAUUAGAGACGAACAAGUCGUCUAGACAAACAAAUCGUCUCUCAAAAAUCGUCUUCACAGACGGACAAGUAGUCGAACAAAUUCAGACGACUUGUUCGUCUAAAAUUUUGUCCGACACGUUUUCACAUUUGGGGCCGGUUGUAUAAAAAAGUGAUUAAAGUUAAUCAUAGUUAAGUGGAAAUGUCAUCCAAUAAAAAGCGCGUAUUUGAGAGUUAAUCACUAUUUAACUACAAAAUAGUGAUUAAAAAAGUGAUUAAGAGUUUUAUACAACCGGCCCCUGAUGAUUUGUCCGACUAAAAGACGACGUUGAGACGAUUUGUUAGUCUAGACGACUUGUCUGUCUUCUAAUGUGAAAACGGCUAUUGUAUGUUUCUCUAUGUACUUUAGUGUUUCAGUUCAGCUACACAACUCUAUUUGGCAUCUACUCAGCUUUCAUAUUUAUCAGAACUGGUAAGUUUUCCUUGAACUAGUUAAAAACAUGUUUUAAAUUUUAACUCCGUGUUUAUAGCUUUUGGGAGUGAUGGAUUUAAAUUCACUGUUUCUAUUCAAUUGUAUAGGACAUUUCAUUGGCCCAUUCAUAUGUCAUAGUUUUUGCAACUAUAUGGGAAUGCCAGAAUUUGAUCAAAUCUCUUACACGAAAUAUCCGAAAGGUAUUAAGAAGAAUUUGUUCCAAACUGACUUUAACCGACUUUUCACUAAUUUUUCCUUUGUCGGCAUCGCCUAUCACGUCAGCCAAAAGGAUGCUGACAAAAGAAAAACUAGUGAGUUCCGAAUAUAUCGGGAGCAAGAACUCAAGUGGAAAGUGAAGUCAAAGAUGGAGCUAUAGUAGUAUAGACCUUUUUUAAAAGUCUGCCUUGUGACGUAGUGUGCGGAUAAAGGAAAACCCCGCACAGCCAUUUGGCUUGCCUGAUUGGCCAAAUGAUCGUAUUUAUAAGGUCUUUUGGACGUCAGUUUCAAUCCCUUUGUAGUGCCGAAAUUUCGUUUUCGCUUUCUGAAUUCACACGAGAACAUGAAACUGAACAAAUUCGGGUACAUCCAACAGGAAGGAUGUGCGUAUACACUUCCUGAAUCCGUCGUGUGAAGGAGGCUCAUACGUGUGCUUUAAUCUUUUUUAGUUGUCGCUGUCAUGUUUGUCAUUGGACUGCUAUCCUUUAUACUUCUUCUCAUGCCAUUAACGGAACCUACUUUAUAUAAUAGUGUCUACUUCAGAUGAAAAUAGCAGAUACUCAUUAUAUGACACUGAGUGAUCAUGCAAGUGAAUAUUGAUUUUCUAUACAUUUAGAGUCACUUUAAAGACUACGUGUUUAAUCCGCUGCGAUGAGCUAAAAUUCAAGAACAAUGUAGCACAUUUUAACACUUAGGCCCAUUCACACUUGCAAUUUUAGCUGCGAAUGAGUUAGGCCAAAAAAAAAAAUAUGUGGGUUUCCGGUUUCUUUUUAUAAAAACUUAGGUAGGGUAGGUCGGUUUUAACUUUUUUUUUAACUUUUUUUUUAAUUUUCCGAACAAGCGGACGCCAUUUUGUUUAGUCAGUGCUUCCACAUCCAAAGAUAAAUUUCCCUAAUAUUGCCUCAAAUUUCAAUUUUCUGCAAACUUUUUCCUCUAAGUGGAAACACUUACAAGCAUGAUCCAAUAAAAAAGUUUAGGGUCGGGAUUUCGACGUCCAAAAGCUAGGUAGGGUCGGGAAACCGGAAACCCACAUAUUUUUUUUUUGGCCUUAAUAUGAAUGUUCUGAGUAUAUGUACCCUCAUAUGAACAUCCAUAACUCAUCCACUCGUUCAUAAUAUCCAUCAGAAGAAAGUCCAUGGGCGUAUUUACUGGGGGGUUGGGGGGGGGGGGGUUAAACCCCUCUUAGAAUCACUCUAACCCCUCUUAUAAAGUGUUCAACCCCACCAAAAUGUCGCUUCAUCCCUCCUAUUUUGUGUGAAAGUCUUUAACCCUAACGCCUAAUCACUGUUGAAGCUCGCUCAGUGGUGCCGCUUGCAUCCCACUAGAAAUUUUUCCACUUUUAAAAAUAUGAAAAUCCGCCCUUGGGAAAGUCGCACCUAAAUCGCAGCAAAAAAUGCAAGUGCAAUAAACGGGCCUGUAGAGUACUAGCGUUAUACGCGCAUGUAUAAUAAGUUAAGUUAAAAUAUAUUAAGAAUGAUCAACAAUAAAUAAAUUAAUCGUUUUGCUAUAAGAUUCACUAAACUUGUAUCCUAUUUUGAUGUAACUUACAGUUUGGUUUUUGUAUUCUGAAGACUUUCAAAUUAUGCACAUUUCAAUGUUUAUAUGUUUCAACUGCAUGCUACUGUUUUUAAAGGGAAAUGGCAAUAUAUUUUUUUAUUUUCUCAUUUGAAAGAACUUUUAAGACUAUAUAUAAUACUCUUUUACUGUUUUUUCAUAUCUUGCUUACUUCUACAAAUAUUUUGAUUGAAAGAAAUGAAAUGUCCGCCAUCUUCAAUUUUUGUAGAUAUGCAUGUCACGUCACAACAGGAGUCACGCAAUAUUUUUAUCUAGACAAACACUAAACAUUUUGCACUCAAAACUAUACUCUGUCUGCCCUUCGAAAUAUCAAGAUCGCUAAAAACCUUUAAAACAUCUACCAAACAAUAUUUGGUCAGCAACGAAUACUAGUUUUAUGUGGUUAAUCCCUGUUGUGACGUCACCAAAACUACCGUUAAUGAGAUCAAAAAUUUAUCCAAGAUGGCGGACAUCUCAUUACUUCAAGUGAAAACAAUUCAAGAACUAAGCAAGAUAUGAAAAAUCGGUAAAAGAAGUUAAUUUAUACUGUCUUUCAAUAGUUCUUUCAAAUGAGAACAUAAAAAUUUCAUCCCUUUAAACCUUUUAUACACUUACGAUCAACUGUAGAAAUCAAAGUCAUCAUCAUCAUUGUUAUCAUUACCACCAUGACUGAUCUGUAAAUCAACUUCUGAUUCACUGUCAGAAUUGUUCCAGAAACCUAGGAAA